This is a messenger RNA of Nezara viridula (southern green stink bug), 6066 nucleotides long. The record is from the annotation of a GenBank genome assembly. Lineage: Eukaryota; Metazoa; Arthropoda; Insecta; Hemiptera; Pentatomidae.
AUUUUUAUCGCAGAUGUAUGUUAUUAGAAGUUGGGAUCACACAUCACGAAACCCUUUCCCAUUUACUUGUGGCCGAGGAAGUAACAAACAGUUCUGAGAAUUUUCCACUCCGAGGCUGCUACUCAAGUAUGAUAGGUGUCAAUGAUGUUAUGCGCUUUGAAGUAAUUCUGCCAAUUACUAUAAUAAUUGUAAUUUUAUCACCCCUUGUGCCAAAUGUGAAACUACGGUACUACACAUGUUACCUCUGUUACAUAUUAAUGUUUUCACUGGCAUCUAUAUUAUCGUCACCAAUCAUUCUCAUGAGGCCUAGGAAUGUUGAUAAUAUAAGGAUAAUUGGAACUGCAUUGAAGCAUUUUUCUAAAGUUAUAGGCAUAAAAUGGGAAUUAAGAAAUGGAAAAGUUUUGAGGAAGAAUCAAAUAGCAGUUAUCAUUGCUAAUCACCAAAGUAUGCUUGACACAAUGGGUAUGUUUGAUAUUUUGGACGAUAUGGGUAAAUUCACUGUAAUAUUGAAAAAGGAAUUACUUUAUGCUAUUCCAUUCGGACCGAUGGCCUGGCUUACAGGACUGGUCUUCGUUGACAGAAAUAAUAGGACAGUGGCUAGAAACAAUAUGAAUACUGCAGCCAAUGUGAUGAAAAAACAAAAGACUAAGCUAUGGAUCUACCCCGAGGGUACAAGAAAUAAAGAAGCCAAAGACAUCCUACCGUUUAAAAGUGGUGGAUUCAGAAUAGCAAUCGAAUUAGGAGUUCCUAUUAUACCUAUUGUGUUUUCUCCAUACUAUUUCAUAGAUUCAAAAAAUAAAAUAUUUUCAAAAGGAAAAAUUAUAAUAUCAGUACUGGAACCUAUCUCAACAGAAGGAUUAACGAGUAAUGAUAUACAAGCUGUUAAGGAACAUGUACACAAACUUAUAUCUGAUGAAUUUCAGAAACUUAAAAAGGAAACCACUGUCACAGUGCAACAAUAUAAUUUAAUUAAUGGGGAUUGCAAAUAAUUUAUCACAGACAGUAGCAUUUAAAAAAAAAAAUUAUUGAUAUUUAUAACUGUACACACAAUACAAGAAAAAUUCUCUGUCACAUUAAUGUGGAUUGUGGGUAAACUGCUCAAUGGUUGCAUCUCAGCUGCAGUUUUACUUUAAAAAAUCACAGGGCUGUAUUCUUUUCAGGUGGCUGAAAGAUUUAUUGGAAUUAGAUUGGGAAGUGUAGUUGGAAACCAGCUUAAUUUAUUGGUUAUGAAGUAAAUUAUCGGAUAAGUAUUUUGGAAAAAAUCUUCAUAACUAAUUUUAUUAGUGUCACAAUUAGCAGCAUUGCGGAAUUGUGAAUGUUGGAAACAAGAGAUGGCUUCAUAGAGCUCGAACUCUCCUCCAAAAAUGUAAAAAAUCAUCUUGAUAAAAUAUUUUAAUAAACAAUUCAGAUUUUUAACCGAGUAAACAAAUAUUUAAUCAAUGAAUUUCUUGUAGAGUUAUUAUUUUCAUUUUUUAUUUUAUUUCAAAUAUUUGUUAAAAUAUCAUUUAAGCUUUGUUGGUUGUUUUGAUGUUUAGGUGCAAAACACCCUAGUCAUUAGCACCCAAUCAACUAAAUAAUACUAUUUUAAAAGUAUUUAGGUGGUAAGUUAAAAUAUAAAACAAGUAAUAAUAAAAUAAAAUAAAUUAAAAGAAAAUUAAUUAAAGAAAAGGUAUGCAUAAAAAAGAUAAAGAAGUCGCAGAGGAUCAUUAGUUUUCAAUUUGUUAAAUAUACUUUAUAAGAUUUUCUUUGGACAGGAAAUUUAUAACUUAGUCAUUUAAAUUAAAUUUCUGCCCAAACUGUGUUAUUUAAUAUUAGUUAUUUUACUUUUCAACUUUCUUUUUAUAUCCAAACGUAUUAUAGCAUGUAACAAAAAGAAUGAUAAAAAACUUCCAGUUGAAAAGCUUAAAAACUUCUCUAUUUCCAUUUUUUGAUAAAUUACUCUAUGCAGAAAGGAUGAUUCUAAUUUCUCUAUGGCUUACAAAAAAAUGUAUUCAAUUCUUUCUUCUGUGGUAAAUAUCUUAUUACUUAUAUAAUCUGGUGUCAACGUAAUAAGUAUGUUAGUUCUAAGUUCAACGCAGAUAAGUGGUUUUGUAUUUUGCUUUUGUAAUUGUGAAUACCUAAAGUUAUAUUUGAUGAGUCAUGAUUUUUUAAUUUUCUCUGUGAGAUUUGGUAUACAUUGCAUUUUGAAAAAAAAAAAUCUGAUUUAUUCUGUAACAAUGGGAGAACAAUUAGGAUGUUGCUAAAUAGAACAAUUGUAAAAAAAAUAUUUAAAAACAUGACAACAUAAUGAAUUAUGGAUUUUACUCAUAUGACUAAUUUUUAGGAACAAAAGGUCAUUUUUCAAAUAUAACAUCAAAUUUAAAAUUAUAAAUUAUUAUUAUGAUAAUAAUAAAAUUAUAUAAAUCUUAAGAUAGAUUAUUAUAGUAAAAUAUAUGUAUGUAAUAAUGAUUGUGUGUUUGGUUGUUGUUUGUGUGUUGGUUGUGUGUUCAGUAAAAAAUAAAUUACAAACAUUAAUUUACAACCUGAACACUCCAACCAAUCUUUCCUUCAAUAAUAGAAUUAAGCAUUAACGCCGAAAACAUACUGUUUGAUUAUGAAUGUGGCUUUCGUAGAGGGAGGGGUAAAACUGACCAGAUCUUUGAAAUGACACAACUCUUUGGGAAAUAUUGGAAAUAUAAAAUAGGUUUAGUCAUACUAUUUAUUGAUCAUUGUUAAGCUUUUGACACUGCCAAUGGAAUAAGUCUGAUUAAUGCAUUACAAGGAUUUCACAUUCCCAACAAAUUAAUUGAAUCAAUUAUAAUAUUUCUGCAAAUUAGUAAAGAAAGAUAAGAUACUCCGAAUUAAUGAAAAGAAGACAAAAUAUAUGAAGGUUGGAGGGCCAGGGCAAAAUACUGAUGUACUAACUAUAGAUGGAUGUAAAUUUGAAAGGGAGAGCAGUUUCAUCUCUCUGUGAGCGUAAUUACGUCAGGGAAAUGAAAUAAGGUGAAUAGAAGGAUUAAGGAAGGCAAUUGAGAAUACCAUGCAAAUAUCAAACUUUUCAGAUCGUCACUGUUAUCACAUCAGACAAUAAUGUGUUUAUAUAAGACCAUUGCAAGAAUAGUUCUUUUUAUGGUGCUGCAACUUAGACCCUCAUCACUUUGAUGAAUAUUAGUCUGAGAAAAGAAGAGUUGGUCGGCAAGGCAGAUGAUGGAUCCAGGACAUAGAAGAGGAUCUCAAGAAGUUAGGUGCAAGACUGUGGAAAAAGAAGACAUAAUAAAUUAUGGAAUGGAAUUAAAUUGUAAGGUAAGGCAAGGCCCUUCCCGGGCUGUAGAGCUGCAGAGUAAGUAAGUAUACUUCUGAAGAUGGAGAGAGCCCCGAAACUUUGAAUAUGUUAUAAGUAAUAAAAAAUUUAUCCCAAGAGGAAGAAAAUUCACACUCUCUUCUCUUAGAUUCAUUAUAUUCAACCAAUAAUAUUGAUAAUUAGAUUUUGAUAAUAUUGAAAAAUUUUAUGUUUUCCUAAUAAUUAAAUUUAGGACUGAUAAUUAAACGUAUCAUAUUGAGAAUAAAUUACAAUGAAUUUUAGAAUCCAUGUAAUCAGCAAAAGUAUACAGUUUCAUUUAUUAGAAAUACUUUCCUUAUCCAACUAUUUUCCUCUACAUCAAGUCCAAAAUCUCAAAAGACUUAUGAAUUGCUUCGUAAGAUUUGUAACUGGAACCCCGAGACGCUCCCGUGUCUCCCACCACUACACUGAGUUAGGGUGGCUCUUCCCCUCCUUAAGAAGACAAUAUUUCCUUGGCACUUUCCUUUAUCAAAUCAUUACCGAUCAUCGUCCUUCUUAUGCCUACAACCUUCUCCAAUUUAAGUCCUCAAUCCAUUCACUCACUACAAGAUCCCGACCCUCUGACCUAAACAUCCCUUCUCAUAGAUCUGCCUCAUUCGAAAAUUCCUUUAUAGCCCGCUCUGUCAACUUUUGGAAUUCCCUCCCGAUCAAAAUUCGACAUGUCCCUUCCCUGUACACAUUCAAAAACCUCCUAUUCCAAUUCCUGUUCCAAAAACAGUCAGAUACCAGCUAAUUAUUAAUAUUAUAUAUGUAUUGUGUAGCAAUCAUAUAAUCAUAACACUUGGUAAGAGAUAGUACAUGCAUUUCCUACUAUCGACGUAGGAAUUUCAAUACAUACAUUUUUUUUUAUUCAAUUAUAAGUAAUUGUUUAUUUAUAUAUAUAUAUAUAUAUAUAUUCAAGUAAAGUUUUUUUUUUUUUUUUUUUUUUUUUUCUAUGAAAUGAACUCAUUGUAUCUCUUUUUCGUUCUUCAUUUCUCAAAGUGUAUGUUUAUGUUGUUCAACCCUUAAAUAUAAUUUUGUUCAUAGUUCAAGUGAUUCGUUCAUAGUUUUAAUUGUUUUGUUCAUAAUUUUAAAUGCUCUGUAUAUAGUUUUAUCUGUAUUGUAUAUAGCUUGUGCACCUAAAAUUUUCUUUACUUUUUAUUUUAUUUUAUCAAUUUUAUUUAUUGUUUCAACGUUCAGGCCAGUAAUAUUCUAUUAUUUUGUACAUUAUUGUUAUUCUGAAGGGACUUAGUCCCAGAAUAAAUUUUUUUUUCUAAAAAAAAAAAAAAAAAAAUUGCUUCAAGAAAAGCAUUUUAUUAAUAUGUUGAAAAGUACCACCAAAAUAUUUGAAUUUAUAUGAUAAACUUAACAAAACCAAUGCCGGUUACUAAGAUGUAACAACAAAAUUAAAAGAAAUAAAAUACUGUUAGUAAGUAAAUAAAUAAACUCUUCACAUUUCCUUGACUGAGUACAAAGCCUUAAGCUAUUGCUAUGAAUGUCACGUAACUAUCAAUAUUUCUGUAUUAGCCCUCAGAAAAUAUAAUACUUCAUUUUUUAGAAUAUACAUGUUUUAUAUAUUUGGAUAUGGAUUUAAUACAUCGACCAAUUAAUUAUUCAAAUGAAAAUUUCAUUCACGAUUCCUCAUAUUUUUGAAAAUAUAUUUAGCUAUUUAUGAAAAUUAACUUACUUUUUUAUCUUAAAAUCUCGUGAAGAAAAGAGAGAGAAAAUUCAUCAUAAUACUUAGUGAAUUAAUUUUAUAAAAUGUUAAUAACUUUUUGAAAUAGAUUCAAAAUAUUUUAAAAUAAAAAUGUACAAUUGAAUCAUUUAUUUCAGAGAUAAAAAAAUUGUCAUUAUAACAAUAAAAUUUUCAUUUGAAUACAUCAAUCAUAGAUGCAUUUUUUUAGUGCAAAAUUAAACAUAUAUUCUAUAACAGAUUCUUUGAAAAAAUUAAUUCAAAGCAUUUUGAGAGAGAGAAAAAAAUUCUUACUCCCCUCAAAAUUUUUAUGUUCUAUGUUUGAAGGUAUGUAAGGUAUGUUCUAAAAAACUGAUAAAAUGGUAUAAAUGAGAUAAAAGUUGAUUGUUAACUUUAUAUAUUUUCUGUAGAUUUUUAUCUUUUAAUAUUUCACUGUUAUGCAGUAAAUUGUGUUCUCAAAAUAAUGAAAAUGUCUCAUGUGUAUAUCUGAAAUAACCGAUUCAAUUAUUUAACUACAGAUUCUUUAAAAAAAUAAUUUAUACUUAUUUAAUAAAGGUAUGUGAGAUUAAUAUUCAUAAGAAGUAUCUAAAAAAAAUUUAUUUUUUUUUAUUUUGGAGCAAGGUUACAUCUAACAUCUUUUGGGUGUAUAAAUUUAUUAUAUAUCAGAGUAGUGUUCAAUCUUAUUCAAAAAUGUAAAAUAUGGUAUUAAUCAUAAGCUGGUGGAUUUUUUCUUUGUAAAAAUUCAAAAUUUUGUUAAAAUUUUUAUAGUAAUUUGUUAGGAAGAAAACAAGCUUCACAAUUUAUUAAAUUAUUAACUAAAAUUUUAUUUUUUUAUAUUGUAUGGUUUUUAUUAUUAGAAUUCCUAUUUCCUGAAAAAAUAUGAUUUGUGGAAAUUCAAAAAUAUAAGCUCAUUCCAUAAAUAAUGAAAACUUUAUAUCUUACAUUUCAAAGUGAAUAAUAAGUAGUGGAAUUCAAAACUAAUCUCAUCUGGAAUUCAAAAUAUAAAUCUCUGAUGUGCUUUAUUGUCAGCUGUUAAUGAAGUCAAAUUUAAAUUGUUUAAAUUUUCAAAGCUUAU